CACGUUUCCGUACCGCCCCCAAAAGCACGCCGAUCACAAUCCGAUCACUGUCACUUCCCCACUCCAUACAUGGGCUCCCGCUCCUCCAUCGACGACGACCUCCGUUCCCUCGUCGACGAGCAACACCGCGAGCUGAUGGCCGCCCAAGCCCUGGAAUCGGACCUCGACCUCGCUUACCGCCUCCAGCUCGAGGAAGCCUUAGCCGCUUCCCUCUCUCUCCCCCCCUCCUCCUCCUCACCCCCGUCCCAAACCCUAGCCCCGCCCGACGACGUCGUCUCCCCCUCCUUCGUCUCCCUCCAAUCCGACGAGCUUUCCAGGUUCCAGCGAGAGUUCAAGGACCGCGAGUUGAGCGAGGCCGAGGCGAGGCGCGUCAGGGAAGAUCUCCACCGUCGGAUCCAUGAUCAGAAGGUCGCCACCGAGAUCAUGACCAUCCCCGACGAUGACUGGGGCGACUGGGGAGAUGAGUUCGAGCGACCUUUUGGCGAGGGCUGUUCCAAGGAUUUCGGCGGCGGCGGCGGCGAGGUCGUUGAUGUGUUUAGUUUGUAUUGCAAGGGUUUGGUGAGUGACGAGACGGUCGAGGGGCAGAAAUGCAAUUCCGUUUUCGCGGGGGUCGGGAUUGCGGUUUGUGAUUUUAAGGGGAAUUUGAUAUUCGAAGUGAGGAAGCCAUUGGUUGGGCCCGGGACGAGCAAGAGCAAGGUCGUGGUUGAGGCCAAGGCGUUGGUUGAAGGCCUUAAUGCUGCUGUGGCGUUGGAGUUGAAGAGGAUUGUGUUUUACUGCGAUUACUUUCCGCUUUUCCAGUUCAUUACUCGUAGAUGGAUGCCGAAGCAGCGCAAGGUUGCGGCAUUAGUUGAGCAAGCAACUCUUCUUAGAAGAAAAUUCGAUCAGUGCAAUUUCUUGUUGGUAGCACGAAAUGAGUUCAAGUUUGCCUUUAAACUUGCAAGAGAUGCGAUAACUUCCCAGAUUGUGAGGCGUGUAGACAGUGUUGCCAGCAAGAAUCCGAAGGAGACCUGUGUAAUCUGUUUAGAAGAUACUGAUGUUAGUCAGAUAUUUGCAAUUGAUGGAUGCUUGCACCGCUAUUGCUUGUCUUGCAUGAGACAGCAUGUAGAGGUGAAGUUGCUUCACGGUAUGGUGCCAAGAUGUCCUCACGAGGGAUGUAAAUCUGAUCUUAAUGUCAGCAGCUGCAGUAAAUUUUUGACACCCAAACUGAUUGAGAUGAUGACCCAGCGGUUAAAGGAAGCCUCAAUCCCUGUUACAGAGAAAAUAUAUUGCCCUUAUCCGACGUGCUCUGCAUUGAUGUCAAAAAGUGAAGUUUCAGAAAGCUCAAUCACUUCUGGUGCAGGUGCUGCAAGAUCCGGAGCUAGGAAAUGCAUAAAAUGUCAUGGACUCUUCUGUAUCAAUUGCAAGGUUCCUUGGCAUAGUAGUUUGACAUGCUUGGCCUAUAAAAAAUUGCAUCCUCAUCCUCCUGCUGAAGAUGCAAAGCUGAAGUCUCUUGCUUCCAGGAAUCUAUGGCGUCAAUGUAUCAAAUGCAAUCACAUGAUCGAACUUUCUGAAGGCUGUUACCACAUGACUUGCAGAUGUGGUUAUGAGUUUUGCUACAAUUGUGGUGCAGAGUGGAAGGAUAAAAAACCUACAUGUUCUUGUCCGCUGUGGGAGGAAGACAAUAUUUUGUAUGAUGACGACAGGGAUUUUGACGACGACGACGACGACGAUGAUGAAGAAGAUGAAGAAUGGUAUACUGACUCGGAUGAGGAUUAUUUGAUCUGAACAGCAUACUUAUAAUAUUUAUUUUGUCAAUACUUGCCUUUUUUCUGACUGGAUAUUAUCUGCUCAUAAUGGCAAAUCUUGACUUGUAUAGUUACGGUUGGGUGUUUUCUGUUUUUUCAUCUCUUUUGCUGGACAAAUACAUUGAAAUUAUGAUCGAGCAAUUCAAUUUGCG
Messenger RNA from Rhodamnia argentea, 1936 nucleotides. Its product is annotated as E3 ubiquitin-protein ligase RSL1-like. Gene Ontology annotation, biological process: protein polyubiquitination; ubiquitin-dependent protein catabolic process; positive regulation of proteasomal ubiquitin-dependent protein catabolic process. The record is from RefSeq and is a predicted model, not a curated record. The transcript has 3 exons. Gene Ontology annotation, cellular component: cytoplasm; ubiquitin ligase complex. Gene Ontology annotation, molecular function: RNA-DNA hybrid ribonuclease activity; nucleic acid binding; ubiquitin protein ligase activity. The coding region runs from base 70 to 1764 and encodes 564 amino acids. Lineage: Eukaryota; Viridiplantae; Streptophyta; Magnoliopsida; Myrtales; Myrtaceae.